Symbiodinium natans is the source of this 3072-nucleotide messenger RNA. The record is from the annotation of a GenBank genome assembly. NCBI's taxonomy places the organism in Eukaryota, Dinophyceae, Suessiales, Symbiodiniaceae.
AUGCUCGAUCCGGUCUUGGACAAGCAGAUCAUCAAGAAGGGCAAGAACCUCUACAUCAACGUCAGUGACCAGAACAUGGACUACAAGGAAAACUUCACGCUGUACUUCACCUCGCGUUUGCCGAAUCCACACUUCUCGCCGGAGCUCUCCGCAAAAGCCACGGUCAUCGACUUCACGGUGACGCUGAAGGGGCUGGAGCAGCAGCUGCUGGGUAAGCUGAUUGGCAUGGAGAUGAAGAGCCUGGAAGACACGCUGGCAGCGCUGGAGGAGGAUGUCACCAACAACACCAAGUCCUUGCAACUCUUGGACAAACAGUUGCUGGAGCGCCUGUCCAACUCUCAGGGUAACUUGCUGGAAGACACGGAGCUGAUCGAGGUGCUGGCCAACACGAAGGCCAAAGCCAAGGAGGUGGAAGGCAAACUGAAGGAGGCUGACGAGAGGAAGAUCGAAAUCAACGAGAAGCGCGAGCAGUUCCGACCCGUCGCUACGCGAGGCAGUAUCAUGUACUUCAACAUGACCGACAUGACCAACGUGGUGAACCCCAUCACGAACCAAUGCUCCGGAUGGAUGUACAACUGCUCGCUGCUGCAGUUUCUGGAACAGUUCGAGAUUUCGGUCCGAAACAGCGAGAAGUGCCAGCCGACCUCCAAGCGAGUGGACAAGAUCAUCCACUUCCUCACUUACCAGGUCUACCGAUACAUGAACCGCGGCCUGUAUGAGCGCGACAAGAUGCUCUUCAAGCUCCUGGUGACGCUGAAGAUCAUGCUGGUGGCAAGCCAGAUCACCUCUGGUGACGUGUCCAUGUUGCUGAAGGCCGGCUCUUCCUUGGACAGCAAGGCCGAGCGCCCGAAUCCCUUCGGCAAGUGGCUGCCAGACAAGGUGUGGCUCAACGUCAUCGCGCUCUCGCGCCAGCCGUUCGGCAUGGACCAGAUUGUCUUCUUCCGGGAGAUCCAGGACUUCAUGCAGCGCAACGAAGCUGCCUGGAGGAAGUGGUACGACGAGAACGAGCCGGAAGGCGUCCCGAUUCCGGACUACGACGAGCGUAUCAACAUGGACAGGACCCUGGGACCUUUCCUGCGGCUGGUCGUGGUGCGCUGUAUGCGAGAGGAUCGAACAACCAUCUCCUGCAACCAGUUCAUCGAGGCCAUGCUGGACUCGCGCUUCACGGCGCCCGUCACAGAUGGAAUUGCCGACAUCUACGAGGAGUCCAUGGCGCGAAAGCCGGUCCUGUACCUGCUCACGGCAGGCAGUGAUCCGACCUUCAGCAUUGACGAGCUGGCCAAGAAGAAGAAGAAAUACCCAACCGACAAGGUGUCCAUGGGUGAAGGCCAGGAGAAGGUGGCUCGCGAGAAGAACAACGCUGCUUUCGUCACGGGUGGCUGGGUCAUCCUGCAGAACUCGCACCUGGGUAUCGGCUACAUGUGCGAGCUGGAGGACGUGCUGCUGAAGACUCCCGAGAUCGACGAAGCAUUCAGGCUGUGGAUCACUUGCGAGAUCACGCUCCGCUUCCCGAUCGGUCUGCUUCAGAUCGCGAUCAAGGUGACGUUGGAGCCUCCGGCAGGUCUGAAAGCCGGCUUGUACCGCACCUACAGCACGAUGGUCUCCCAGGAGCUGCUGGACAAGAUUGACCUGCCGCAGUGGCGCACGCUGGUCUUCGUGCAGGCCUUCUUGCACAGUAUUGUCCAGGAGAGGCGCAAGUUCGGCCCCAUCGGCUGGUGCAUUCCGUACGAGUACAACAACUCGGACCUGGAUGCCUGCCUUCUCUUCCUGGAGAAGCAUGUGUCCACCACCAUCAUGGCCGGCUCGCCGAUUUCCUGGGUGACCGUGCAGUACAUGGUGGCCGAAGCACAGUACGGCGGCCGAAUCACAGACGACUUGGAUCGCGAGCUGUUCAACACCUAUGCCGCCAAGUGGUUCUGUGACGACAUCUGGAAGCCGUCCUUCACAUUCAACAACUACCCGUCGGACUACAACUACAAGAUCCCCGAGGGCCUGGACAUCUCCCAGUUCAAGGAAGCGAUCGACACGAUCCCAGCCGUCGACUCGCCUCUGAUCUUUGGCCUGCACACGAAUGCGGACCUGACGUACCGCAUGAAAGAGGCUGCAGAGAUGAUCACCACCAUCAUUGAGACGCAGCCGAAGGACAGUGGUGCCUCAGGAGGCAAGUCAACCGAUGAGAUCGUCAAGGACUUGUGCCUUGACCUCCUCACGAAGAUGCCGCCGGACUUCGUGGAGGAGAUCUUCCGCGUGCAGAUUCAGAAGCUGAAGGGCCCCCCGGCCACGCCGGACAAGGGCUUCGCAGCUCCGCUGAACAUCUUCCUGUUCCAGGAGCUGCAGCGGCUUCAGAACAUCAUCGCCAUUGUCCGCACCAACCUCAGGAGUGUGGCUGCGGCCAUCGAUGGCACGGUGGUCAUGACGACCGAGCUCAUGGAAGAUCUCGGCUACCUCUUCGACGCGCGCGUGCCACGAGGUUGGACCAACGACCCUUCGGGGGCCGAGAUCUCUUGGCUGAUGCCCAACCUGGGAGGAUGGUUCACCGGCCUAACCGAGCGCCAAGCGAUGCUCAACAACUGGCUGGAGAACGGCCGAGGCGUCAUGAAGGCCUAUUGGCUCACGGGCUUCACCAAUGCGCAGGGCUUCCUGACGGGCAUGCGACAGGAGGUGACGCGGCAGCACAAGAAGGAUCAGUGGGCUCUGGAUGAAGUCAUCUCGCACACGGAGGUGCUUCCCUACGACAUGGAGAGGAUCCGGGAGGUCCCUGAGGAGGGACAGAACAUCUGGGGUCUCUUCAUCGAGGGAGGCCGAUGGAGCCGACAGGACAACAGGAUCGAGGAGUCUGAGCCCAAGAAGCUGUUCACCUCGAUGCCGGCGAUCUUCGUCACGGCCACCACCGCGCGAGAUCUCAAGGCGAUGGGCUUGAAUUACGGCCCCCACGGCCCCUACAACACUGCCGUCUACAAGUACCCGAAGCGCAACGACCGUUACCUGAUCUUCCGCAUGAUGCUCCGAACGGAGCUGCACCCUUAUCACUGGAAGCUGCGUGGCGUCUGCCUCGUGGCACAGACGGAGUGA